Eruca vesicaria subsp. sativa (arugula) is the source of this 450-nucleotide messenger RNA. NCBI's taxonomy places the organism in Eukaryota, Viridiplantae, Streptophyta, Magnoliopsida, Brassicales, Brassicaceae. The record is from the annotation of a GenBank genome assembly.
AUGCCUUCUUCGGUGCCCUCCAAGUUUCUCCUCCUUUCGUUGACUCCUUAUCAUUCUGUUACUAUGAGCUCUGUUUUGUGCUUUGGAGUCUUUGACUCGACAAGGAUGAUGAGAACCUUACUUCUACUCAGUAUCAGCUGGUGGUCUUCAUUAUGUUCUAUAUGUGGUUUACUAGUUCGGUUGACUAGUUGUGUAACAUUUCUUGGCUUGAAAGUCUUCCCUGGUUGUCUUCUCCUUCUCACCAGUUUGUUUAAUUGUCAACAGACACCAGUAUUCAGUCUUCCCUGGUUGUCUUCUCCUUCUCACCAUGGCUUGUCACUCAAGAAGUUGACUGUUUCAUGGGCGGACGACCUCUAUGAUGAUCCUUCUCCCUCCAUAGCUUCUCACACAAGAAACAAGAAGCAGCAAUCCAAGAGCAAAGACAGCCAUAGGAAGACUGGAAAGAAGUGA